Messenger RNA from Fragaria vesca subsp. vesca, 1741 nucleotides. RefSeq lists its product as uncharacterized. Lineage: Eukaryota; Viridiplantae; Streptophyta; Magnoliopsida; Rosales; Rosaceae. Gene Ontology annotation, biological process: ribosomal small subunit biogenesis; ribosomal large subunit biogenesis. The coding region runs from base 463 to 1578 and encodes 371 amino acids. Gene Ontology annotation, cellular component: nucleolus. The transcript has a single exon. The record is from RefSeq and is a predicted model, not a curated record. Gene Ontology annotation, molecular function: RNA binding; DNA binding.
UGUAUAUAUGUAUAUAAGUCUUCACUUUGGGAAUGUUUCUUUCUCUACUUUCUGACAAGAAAGACUUUGUUUUUGUGUGGAUUGCUUGCUCUAGCAGACUUGGUACUUUGAUUUGGAUUUUCAUGUAUGCUCUCAUCUGCCUUUUGUUCAAUCAAAGUUGUCUGGCAAGUUCAUAAUAUAAUAGUGUUCACCUCAUAAAAUUGCAAGUGGAGUUCAUCAACUUUAGUGUUUAUUUGUUCUGGGUGUGUUCUAACUUGUGCAGAUAAGACCCACAUUCAGUUUGCUGUGUUCUCAGCAUUUAUGCUCUUGCCUUUGAACUUUGAAAUACAGGAGGGACUGUGGUUUGCUCAUUUGCCUUACUACUUCAGAUUCUUGAGAAUAUAGAAACAUGUGUUAUAUAUGUGUUGAGUUGAUGUCAUAUGAUUUGUUGUGCUGGUUUAUUUGAUUCCUUUGGUGAACAUCAUGUACAAACUUUUGAUGUCAUCUGACGCUUGCAAAUACCUUGUUGUUUAUGCAGAUAUGGGGAAAAAGAUGAAGAAUAAAACGGACUGGGAGACGAUUGUCUCUAAUCCGGUUAUUGAUUUGAAGUCUAUUAUUCAUCAGCAUUCUGAAUUCAUGGACAAGCUAGUUGAGCUCAUCCCAGCGAGGUUCUAUUUACCGAAUGACGAGGAUGAUAAGCCAUGGUUUCAAGGCCUAAGCAAGCCUGCCAAGGCUUCAGCUAAGAAGGAAACAAAGAAGAACAUUAAGCAAGCUCGCAGGGAUCGGUUGGAUCCAGAGAAGACUUCUACAACAACCCUUGAUUUGCUAAAGCAAAGUUUGGAAAAGGACAUGUCGAACGAGGAUGAUAGUGAUAGUGGUGAAAUGGAGACUAAACCUGUGGUGCCAGGUCUGGAAGGUGAUGACAGGUCAGUGACAUAUGAAGAACUCCAGCAACGGCUUCGUCGUAAAAUUGAACAGUUUCAGUCUGGUCGCAAUUGUGGAGUUUCAGAGAGAGCAAGGAAGAGGAUUGAAAGGAAGGAGAGAUUUGAGAAAGGGGCUGAUGACAGGAAACGAAAGAGAGAAACUGCAUCUGAUGAAAAGAAACCUAUUGGUACUGAUUCAGUGAACAAGAAUGUUGAACACGAGGUUGCAGAGGCUUCUAAAGGGCUCACAUUCAGUCGUGUCAAACUUGGGGACGAUGAUGAAGUUGGAAAGAAGAAGAGGAGACUGUCAAAGGUGAAGGAGCUUGAGAGGGCCAAACAGUUGGAAGAAAUGAAGAAAGAUCCAGAGAAAGGCAAGUCUCUCUUGUGGAAAACAGCAACCAGUAGAGCUGCUGGAGUCAAGGUUCAUGAUGACCCAAAGUUGCUGAAACAAAGCAUAAAAAAGGACCAGAAGAAGCAUCAGAAGAACGCUGAGAAAUGGAAGGAAAGGGUUGAAACCACACACAAGUUGAAACAAGACAAACAGAAGAAGAGAUCUGAUAAUAUAUCAGCAAAACUUGAUGAGAAGAAAAAGCGCAAAAUUGCAAAGAGAGAGAAGAAACUAAUGCGGCCAGGAUUUGAAGGUCGCAAAAAAGGUUAUGUCAAUGGCGGUGCAUAAACUCAUUACUGAUCGGUAAGCUUCUACCGUGGCGUUUUUAUGUGGUUACUAAUGGAAGAACUAGUAUAAGCAGGAUAUGAAAGGCCGGGGGAGGAGUUGUGUUCUUCUAGAGCUCCUCCUGGAUCUUUGUCUCCCCUUUUUGUUAUUUGUAAUUCCUACUAUU